This is a messenger RNA of Balaenoptera musculus (blue whale), 1828 nucleotides long. RefSeq names its product RNA binding motif protein 45 (gene RBM45). Gene Ontology annotation, molecular function: RNA binding. The record is from RefSeq and is a predicted model, not a curated record. The transcript is spliced from 10 exons. NCBI's taxonomy places the organism in Eukaryota, Metazoa, Chordata, Mammalia, Artiodactyla, Balaenopteridae. Bases 147 to 1571 code for a protein of 474 amino acids. Gene Ontology annotation, cellular component: ribonucleoprotein complex.
GCGCCGGGCCCCAGACCCUUCCGUCUUCCGGAAGCGGACGCGAGGCUGGGAACGACUGGGUGGGCAGCUGAGGCAGUGGUGGGCACGGCGGGAGCGAGGAGGAGUAAAGGGGUGCGGACCUGGCUCCCGCGCCGGGGUGGAGCACCAUGGACGAAGCGGGGAGCUGUGCGAGCGGCGGAGGCUUCCGCCCGGGCGUGGACAGCCUGGACGAGCCGCCGAACAGCCGCAUCUUCUUGGUGAUCAGCAAGUACACGCCCGAGUCGGUGCUGAGGGAGCGCUUCUCGCCCUUCGGGGAGAUCCAAGACAUCUGGGUGGUGCGGGACAAGCACACCAAAGAGUCCAAGGGCAUCGCAUUCGUCAAGUUUGCCCGCAGCUCGCAGGCCUGCAGGGCCAUGGAGGAGAUGCACGGCCAGUGCCUCAGCCCCAGCGACACCAAGCCCAUCAAGGUUUUCAUUGCUCAGUCCAGAUCAUCUGGAAGUCACCGAGAUGUUGAGGAUGAAGAACUUACAAGAAUAUUUGUUAUGAUACCAAAGUCCUACACAGAAGAAGAUCUACGGGAAAAAUUUAAGGUGUAUGGAGAUAUCGAGUAUUGCAGCAUUAUUAAGAAUAAAGUAACUGGAGAAAGUAAAGGCUUGGGCUAUGUUCGAUACUUAAAACCAUCACAGGCUGCCCAAGCAAUAGAAAACUGUGAUCGAAGUUUUAGGGCAAUCUUGGCUGAACCUAAAAAUAAAGCAUCUGAAUCCUCAGAACAAGAUUAUUAUAGUAAUAUGAGGCAGGAGACUUUGGGACAUGAACCUAGAGUGAAUAUGUUUCCAUUUGAACAACAAUCUGAAUUUUCAAGUUUUGACAAGAAUGACAACAGAGGCCAGGAAGCCAUCUCCAAACGCCUGUCAGUUGUAUCAAGAGUUCCUUUCACUGAAGAGCAGCUUUUCAGCAUUUUUGAUAUAGUACCAGGGUUGGAAUACUGUGAAGUUCAACGAGAUCCGUAUUCUAAUUAUGGUCAUGGAGUGGUUCAGUAUUUUAAUGUAGCAUCUGCUAUUUAUGCAAAAUACAAGUUACAUGGAUUUCAGUAUCCUCCUGGGAAUCGGAUAGGUGUUUCCUUCAUUGAUGAUGGGAGUAAUGCAACAGAUCUCCUUAGAAAAAUGGCAACGCAGAUGGUAGCUGCACAGCUUGCAUCAAUGGUGUGGAAUAACCCAAGUCAGCAGCAAUUUCUGCAAUUUGGAGGAAGUUCUGGAUCACAGCUGCCUCAAAUCCAGACAGAUGUUGUACUUCCAUCAUGCAAAAAAAAAGCCCCUCCUGAAACUCCUGUGAAAGAAAGACUUUUUAUCGUGUUUAAUCCACAUCCUUUACCUUUAGAUGUACUAGAGGAUAUAUUCUGUCGUUUUGGUAACCUGAUCGAAGUUUACCUUGUGUCAGGAAAAAAUGUGGGGUAUGCCAAGUAUGCAGAUAGAAUAAGUGCUAAUGAUGCCAUUACUACUUUACAUGGAAAGAUCCUGAAUGGAGUCAGACUUAAAGUUAUGCUGGCAGACUCCCCAAGAGAAGAAUCUAACAAACGACAAAGAACUUACUGAUUCUUGAGAACAAAGACUAAUGACAUAAUCCUCAGCUGACUGACUGAAAAUGUGACUGGACGCACUCCUUGUGGACAGUUGACGGCUUUUUUUUUUCAUAUACCUGAUAGUCUCUGCACAACAUUGUUUUGUCUUGGGGAGCAGGGAUCGUUGACAUGUAUUUUUAAACCACACGUUAAUGCUAAAACUAAUAUAGUAGUUGUUUCUUAGAGCAAUAUGUUGUUAUGUGUGGCAGAAAUAAAGUUUUCUUUGCUUAA